This is a messenger RNA of Punica granatum (pomegranate), 1757 nucleotides long. NCBI's taxonomy places the organism in Eukaryota, Viridiplantae, Streptophyta, Magnoliopsida, Myrtales, Lythraceae. The record is from RefSeq and is a predicted model, not a curated record.
GACAACUACACCAAUGAAAAAACCAAACUCACAUCUUUUGGUUUUCAAACACAUACAACAAUUUAAUCCCCAACACAAGAAAAACAUCAUUUGCAUUUCCCUUCCCAUCCCAUCCCAUAAUGGAAACUCACUUAAACACUUCUCUCCUAACUGUGACUCACCAUGUCAGUACUCUCCUCCUUCUCCUUCUUCUAUAUUCCACCACCACCAUAACUGCAGCCCCCUUAUACAAGCUAGAGCAGGAGAGGGACAGGAUCACUGCAUUGCCCGGGCAGCCGCCGCAGCUGAACUUCUCCCAGUACUCCGGAUAUGUCACCGUGGACUCGAAUGCCGGAAGGGCUCUGUUCUACUGGCUCAUCGAGGCUCCACUUGAACGAGGCCCCGCUUGGAGGCCGCUCAUCCUGUGGCUGAACGGUGGGCCCGGGUGCUCGUCUGUGGCGUACGGCGCGUCGGAGGAGGUGGGGCCCUUCCGUGUUAGACCGAACGGCCGCAGUCUCUAUCUAAAUAAGUAUGCUUGGAACAGAGAAGCGAAUUUGCUCUUUCUCGACUCGCCCGCUGGCGUUGGAUUCUCGUACUCGAACACGUCUUCCGAUAUUUACACCGUUGGCGACAGGAGAACUGCCAGAGAUGCGUACAUGUUUCUCAUCAGGUGGUUAGAGAGGUUUCCUCAGUACAAGUAUAGGCCUUUCUACAUUGCCGGGGAAAGCUAUGCAGGUCAUUACAUUCCCGAGCUAUCUCAACUCAUUGUACGACGCAACAAGGGAGCGAAAAAACCUGUCCUCAAUUUCAAAGGCUUUCUGCUGGGGAAUCCGGUCCUAGAUGAUUUCCACGACAACGUAGGGACGUAUGAAUACUGGUGGAACCAUGGGUUGAUCUCGGACACCACCUACUCCGAGCUCAACCGGUCCUGUCCGUACGACAGCUUCCUCUUCCCGAAGGGCAAGUGCUACGAUGCGCUUAACAGUGCUUACUCCCAGUUCGGGGACAUCAAUCCUUACGACAUCUCCACCAGCCCCUGCCACCAGAUUGGAUCCCUCAAGCACAAUCUACAGUAUCCUCUGCCAUGGAAAUUUAGAGGGAACGAUCAAUGCAUCAUAUUGUACACCACGAAGUACUUGAAUCGGCUUGGUGUCCAGAAGGCUCUCCAUGCUAAUGUCUCUCGGAUCCCCCGUCGGUGGACUAGUUGCAGCAACGCUAUAAGGGCAAAUUGGACCGAUUCUCCGAAAUCCGUGCUUCCGAUAUUCAAGGAACUUAUAGCUUCUGGUAUCAGAAUUUGGGUCUUCAGUGGUGACAGGGACGCGGUUCUGCCGCUGACCGCAACCCGGUACUCCCUUCAAGCUUUGAAGCUGAAAACCGUUACUAGCUGGUAUGCUUGGUACAACGACCAUCAACAGGUCGGAGGAUGGGCCGAAAUCUAUAAUGGGCUGACAUAUGUGACAGUGAGAGGGGCAGGGCAUGAGGUGCCUUUAGGGAAACCAAAGCUUGCACGUCUACUCCUCAGGCAUUUCUUGAAGGAUGAGCCCUUACCCAAGCUUCCCAUAAUAUAGAGGAAUUGACAAUUGUUAACUUUAUCUUUAUUUUAUUUUAAAUUCACUGAGAUUUUCUUUUUGAAGAUUUCACUUUUCCUGUGUUAUGAAUUUUUUCCCCUUUUAGAUCAUAAGAAAUAAAAGAGAAAAAGGAUGUAACAUAUAGUCAUUCCUUUGAUUCGCUUUGCUUGUAGAAACUAGGAAUGUAAUGGGAACCCAUUCUUUUCCUCC